Molecule: messenger RNA, 2828 nt
Organism: Branchiostoma floridae (Florida lancelet)
Lineage: Eukaryota; Metazoa; Chordata; Leptocardii; Amphioxiformes; Branchiostomatidae
Exons: 5
Coding region: 172-1737 (521 amino acids)
Molecular function (GO): [protein-PII] uridylyltransferase activity; protein binding
Source: RefSeq, a predicted model, not a curated record
ACAAAUACACUUAUCUUAAUCAACAGUCAGAGUUUGGAGUUAAAGUAGCAAUAUGUCUGACAACAACAUGACCAGCCUGGCAGACAAGUUACAGAACCUGGAGUUGUGCCUCAAGAGUCAGCAUGAACAAGUAGUCAUUUAUGAGGGGCACUGAGAGAAGCCAUUGUUCGUAUGGACCUCUUAAUUGAGGUAGAAGUCUUGAAAAGUCUUGGAGACCUGCAUCUUCAGAAAGGCAAGCUCAGUAAAGAUGCAAAAGAGUUUGACAUGGCUGCUGCCCUGUAUGCUGCUGCUCUUCUGCGCUGCAAGGAUCCAGACAUGGGACAAACACUGGAACAUCGUAUCGGUUAUAUGGAGAAACUCUCCAGACAACCGCUGCAGGGGUACACUCCACACUUUCGGUGGUUGUUACCAGACUACUGGGGCACUGCUGACAGUAAUGUCUUAAGAGUGGCAGAAACUUGUGACAAAUUAGACAGAAGUAACAAAAAAUCUCAACGUUCCACUGAGGAGACUUACACAGAAACAUUAGUGACCGCAAUUGAAAAUAGUGACAUGUUCUUGGAGGUUGAGAUUUUGAAAUCUCUUGGAGAUUUCUAUCUUGAGAAAGGCAAGAAAACCUCUGAUGUAUCCCAGUUCUCCAAGGCAGCUGCCAUGUACAAGAAAGCCCUGAGAAGUUGUGAGGAUCCUGAGACAAGACAGACUCUGGACCAUCGUGUCAGUUAUGCAGAGAAGAUCAGGGAAAUAGUGAAAAUGCACUCAACAUCAAAAGGAUCAAAAAUGAGCUUGAGAGAAAGACGACCACCCGUCGGACACCAGUUUGAGAACAUCAGAAAGCCUGACAUUACUCAGGACAUUCAACUCCAUCCAGACAUACCAAGUGAUGCUUCAGAAGAGAGUAAAGUCACAGACAUCAUUACCACAACACUGGGAGAUGAUGAAAGGUUGAGAACAUAUGAAGACCAUCUGCAGGAAGGUUCCAUUGCACUGCAGACAGGGGACCUGGACAGAGCAGAAAAAAGCUUUGCAGCUGCUCUCAAGUCUGUUCAUGUUAAAGGUCAACACAAUGCAGAGGCAGAGCCCCUGUACAGGUUGGGCAAAGUCUAUCUGAAGAGAGGAAUCCAGUCAAAAGAUGGAGGUGAUUUCACCAAGGCUGCAGCACUCUGUAAUGCAGCAUUGGUAAGAUCAAGGACAGAAGACAUACAGGGAGAAAUUCAGGCCAUAACCCAAUCAUUUGUUAAGCAUGUGCUGGAUAUUGAACAAAAGGGACACAUUGAUGAUACAGAGAAACAUAAAUUGAUGUUGAAUGAGGAUCGUGACUAUGCGAAGAGAGAAAUAAAAAGGAUCGAUGAGGAAAUAGAUCCUUACAGCCUUGAUGAAGAUGACCCUGAGCUAAGAGAAGUGGAAAAGAAGAGAGUGGAAGCAAUUAAGACACUGUUUGAGACAAUUGUUGACCAAAGAAAAACAUUCAUAGCUGGACUUAUAGAUGAAUGUAUAGUGGUUAUGGGCCCCCCUCCCUGUAAGUACGCCAUGAUAGGCCUGGGUUCACAAGCCACAGGGUUGGUAACUCCGUACUCUGAUCUUGAAUUUGCCAUUUUGAUAGAGGUGGAAACAGAUCAUAAUGCUAAGUAUUUCCGCAACCUCACACAUUAUCUCCACCUCAAAGUGAUCAAUCUGGGAGAAACCAUUCUCCCAGCCAUGGGGAUCAAGACUCUAAUUUCUUCUCAGGGGACUCAGUAGACAACUGGUACUAUGACUCUGUAACACCGCGUGGGUUUUCGUUUGAUGGAGCCAUGCCACAUGCAUGUAAGACUCCACUGGGCAGGGGUAGUAACAGUUCAGGUAGAAGCAAACUUAUCCACACACCAAGCAAUAUGACCAAGGUGCUUGAAGACGACAUAACGUUCCAUUUGAAGAAAGGCUACCACCUUGCUAGUAUCCUGGGAAAUGUGUCGCUGAUCACAGGAGAACAGUGUCUGGUCAAUGACCACUUGUCUCUUUGUACUCAGCAACUUCAAGUAAAUAAGGGGACAUUUCCUUUGGUAAUGGCAAAUACUAUACUUAAUGAGAAUGUGCAGACAUUUCAAAUCCAAGAUCUAACUGCCAGUCUGUUGAAUGUAAAGAAAGAAAUGUAUCGUUUUUCAAGCCUUGCAGUGUCGUGUUGGGCGCUACUUCAUAAAAUACAACCGUCCACAAUCUGGGAGACUAUCCAGGAGAUGAAAAACGGUGGGGUAAUCAAUGCUGAGAACGCACAUCAUUUGAUGGUGAUGGUCAGCAUCUCAGCAGAACUGAGGCUGCGGACAUACAUGAACAAUCAUGGUCAGGUGGAAAACAUGUCAGCCUUAUCAUCAAUAGCGAGAGAUACCGACAUUGGGGAAAAACUGAAGAAAGUAUUUUACUUCUCAAAUAGACAGCAGCUCAUGCGAUACUAUUACACGGCAAGGCCGUUAAAGAAAGUCAUCUUACAACUGAGCAAUAACCAGUCACAGAAAAAUCAUACCAUUUUGUUUGACAACUCUUCAGAACUGAAAGCAGAGGUGUACGAAAGUCUGUGUGAUUACCAAAGUUCUGCGACGUGCAAAGAAGAAACACUUCAGAAUAAAAUAUCAACAUAUGGUGAGAACACACCACACAUUGAUGUAGCCAAUGCACUCUCUGCCUUAGGUUACACAUGGGUGAAACUUGGUGAUGAUAGAAAGGCUGUUGGUUAUUUUGAGCAGUCACUACAGACGGUGCGCCAUAUCCAUGGUGAGGAUACUGUACAUCCUGACAUUGCUGACUCUUUGAAUAGCUUGGGUGCCGCCUGGAGUGACCUUGGUGAUCACAGAAAG